Messenger RNA from Ceratitis capitata (Mediterranean fruit fly), 1400 nucleotides. RefSeq names its product adenosine kinase (gene Adk2). Gene Ontology annotation, biological process: purine ribonucleoside salvage. Gene Ontology annotation, molecular function: adenosine kinase activity. The record is from RefSeq and is a predicted model, not a curated record. Bases 378 to 1400 code for a protein of 340 amino acids. Gene Ontology annotation, cellular component: nucleus; cytosol. The transcript is spliced from 4 exons. Lineage: Eukaryota; Metazoa; Arthropoda; Insecta; Diptera; Tephritidae.
UAUAUUCGUUUGCAUGUAAAAGCACAGCGUGAUUUGUUAAGUUUAGUUUGACGUCAUUAGUUUAAUUAUUGACGAUUUACAAUUGAUCUAGUUAUGAUAAAUAAACCGGAAGCUGGCAUAUCAACUAUUUACAGAUACCUAAUAUGCAUAUAUGUGUGUUCGUGCAACAUAAAUAUAAAUACACCCAUGGCAGCUUUGCGAUUUUUGUUAAUGUAUUCUUGCUAGUACCGUGUCUAAAUUUGCCUUGCGUGUAUAUAUACAUAUAUAUGUGUAUAUAUUCUUAUGAACGAACAUGGUUGAUAUCCAAAUUGUUCCAAAUUGUAUAUUUUGCUUCUAUUAUAACCGAAUAAUUAAGUAGCGAUAUUACUUGAUUUGAAAUGCCAGGCGUUUUAGUAGGAUGCGGAAAUCCGUUGCUCGAUAUAUCAGCAACUGUGGAUGAACAUUUUCUGCAAAAAUAUGGUUUAAAACCCAAUGACGCCAUUUUAGCUGAAGAAAAACAUAUGCCGCUCUAUAAAGAUUUGGUGGAGAAGUACAAUGCGGACUAUAUAGCUGGAGGUUCGGUGCAAAAUUCAUUACGUGUAUGUCAGUGGAUAUUACAGAAACCAAAUACGGCUAUAUUCUUUGGUUGCAUCGGCCAGGAUAAGUAUGGUGACAUUCUAGAUGAGCGUGCACGUUCAAACGGUGUAGAUGUACAUUACCAACGUACGAAUGAAGCACCCACUGGCACGUGUGGAGUACUUAUCACUGGUACCCAUCGUUCGCUAUGUGCCAAUUUGGCGGCGGCAAAUCACUUUACAAUAGAUCAUUUGCUUACGCCAGAUAAGCAAAAGCUUAUAGAUAAUGCAGAAUUUUUUUAUAUUUCGGGUUUUUUCCUUACUGUAAGUCCGCCAAGCAUUCAGCAUAUCGCCCAACAUGCACACAAACAUAAACGUACGUUUCUCAUGAACCUGAGUGCUCCUUUUUUGUCACAAUUCUUCACAGAACCAUUAAUGGCUGCAUUACCAUAUGUGGAUAUACUCUUUGGCAAUGAAUUGGAAGCUGAGGCAUUCGCCGCUGCACAGGGAUGGGAAGAGAAAGAUAUGAAAGAAAUUGGUAAAAAGAUGUUGGCAUUACCAAAACAGAAUGCUGAUCGCACACGUAUAGUUGUGCUUACACAAGGUCACUUACCUGUGUUGCUUAUACAAGAGCACACAAUCGAAGAAUUUCCAGUUGAACGUUUAGAACCCGAUGAAAUUGUCGAUACAAAUGGAGCUGGUGACGCUUUCGUUGGUGGUUUUUUGGCACAGUACAUACAAAAGAAAUCAUUGGGCGUUUGCAUACGUUCAGGCAUCUGGGCAGCACGACAAAUUAUUAAACGUAGCGGGUGCACUUUCGAGGGAACGCCUGAUUUCAACGAAUAA